Molecule: messenger RNA, 3780 nt
Organism: Peronospora matthiolae
Lineage: Eukaryota; Oomycota; Peronosporomycetes; Peronosporales; Peronosporaceae
Source: the annotation of a GenBank genome assembly
AUGGACUCGGACGCGACGUCACUUGGACCGUCGCUGCUGCCAGCUACGGAAAGGUUACGCUUCGUACCCACCGGCUUAUCGUCACCGUCGUCCUCUCGAUCGAACGCGCAGUGUCCAUCGUCGGAUCGGUCAAUAGGCAACACGGGCGACUCGGCGUUCUCCAUCGCGCCGUCUCCGCUCCAGUCUCCACAACCCCAUGUCGACGCUCGGUCGGUACCUUCGGACAACAUUCCAAGCCCUCCACCAGCAGCUUCCGUACUUCAAGCUGUGAUCCGACAGUUUCGUCCGUUACAAAAAAAGACCACCGGUAGUCAAGUCAAGGGUACAAAAAAGGACGAACCUGAUCCCGUUCGUCAUCCUACUGAUUCCGAUGGGCUCAAGUAUUUCGCGUCACAGAAAACGCACAAGAAUGACAGCAGACGGGACAAUGCAAACUCAAGCAUCCGGUUCCAACGCACGAGAACUAAUAACAGCAAGACAUCCAGUACGGGCAGCACUUUUAGUGUGCGGGAAACCAUGGUGUCUCGCAUGUCGUCGAACGUGGGUGGAUUACGCGAGAGUUUCUUUGAAGCUAUUGGUCGAGCACCGAUGGAACGAGACCCACUGCAGCUGUCGCCGAAUCACGAGUUUGAUCUCAAUGUCAUCCAGGAAAGUGGCGGGAUGGACGAGACCAUUGGACAGAUCUUGAAGCCUCAAGUGGACUUUAGCAAGUGGUCCACGGAAGCGUACGUGGUGCUCGGGUUUGGCCUCGUGCUACUGCUGCUUUUGCUCGUACUGGCCCUGACGAUCAACACGCUACACGGCUACGUCAUUGACCCGGGCCUCGUGUUUGGCUCGUUGCUCACGCUUCUUCUCUGUGUCUGUGUCUUUGUGACGUACCAUGGCGUGCAGAGCUUCCAGCGGCAUCCAAACCCUCUUAUUUAUUACAAGUGUGUGAUUGACAUGUGCUUGGCACUUCGCUUCUUGCUGGACCCGUUGCUACUGGAGAUGGGACUGUACAGAGUGCACGACGAACGAUCCUGUGCUUUUCUAUCCGGCGUGACUCAAUUCUUGUAUCUGUCCAGCAACUGCUGGUAUUUUGCACAGAUUGUUGACAUGUACUGGUCGCUCACGAAUCCAUUUAUGAGCGUCAAGGUCAAUCGCAAACGAUUUAAGAUUGCGAUAUACUCGUCUGGAGCGUGUACGGGCAUUUUCUUAGCACUGGUACCGAGCCUCCAUGGCUUCGCGGAUGGAAACUAUUGCUGGACGAAACGGAAGACCUCCAGUGAUCCUGUUGAACGAGACUUUUUCCACCUGAACUUGGGCAGCUGGAUACUGUUUUACGUUUGGAUGCUUAUAUUCUACAUCUCGGGCAUCACGAUAAUGGCGUUCGGAACCAAACGACUUCGUUCGGGAUUGCGUGAUACGCUACAGAGCCGACGCGAGAUGCUGCGAAACAGUGCGCUGUCAAUUAUGAGCUACACUGUCUACUGGACCAUUGUGUUCCUGUGGUAUGCUGUCUCGUUUCAGACGCGAACGACGUACGACAAGAACGGCCACUUUCCACCUAGUCACGUUUUCCGAGCUUUUACCUUCACACUAUCGGCUCGUGGGACUGUCGAUUACUUUGUGUGGUUCAUGGUCAAUAGUCCAAGCCAGAUUCGAGCAAAUUGGCUGAAGUUCACGUCAGAUUCGGUGGACAAGCAAUUCAGCGCGCAGCUCAAUACGACGCUACAAGAAGAACUGAUUUACUUUACGAUUGAAGGUAUGACACGCGCCGUGCAGGUCGCAGAUGAGGAACUUACUCGCCUUCGCGAUCGGUCUCCGACACGAGAAGUCGAGUCGAGUAUGAACGACGAUAACGACAGCAGAAGAUCGACGCAGGAUCUUGGUGAAGCUGCAACAACCGCCACGGGUCUUCCCGGGUCAGGCAGUAGCAGCGAUUUGCUUGAAGGCUCACAAAGAAACCGAUUGGUUACUAGCAUACAAAAAGUAAUCAGCGCUGGACUUCGUCGGACGAGUAGUGCUGUAGCAGAAGUACGAGCUGCAACGAGGAAGAACAGCGAGGAGACCGCCCUCAGCUUUGAUAUUCCUGCAGAUCAGCGGGCCAUGCACCAACCGCCCAUAGCAACCCAUCGUACUCACAUACCUUCGUCUAUUUCGACGGUUGCGUCGGCUGAUUCGAGUUCGCCAAAGGAUGGUUCCGACAAAGCGCCGGCGUCUAUUCGGCUCACGCCGUACAAGCCACUAGCAUUCGCAGAGCUCCGCCAAGCUCAUGGGAUUAAAGCAGCCGACUUUUUGAAGUCUUUUCAGACCAGCACGAAGCCCAAGAUCAGUGAAGGUGCGAGUGGUGCAUUCAUGUUUUUCAGUGGUGACAAGAAGUAUAUCGUGAAGUCAAUGGCCGAAGAGGAGGCACGCUUUUUGUGCAAAAUCGCAGAAAGCUACGCCGAGUAUCUGACUCGAAACCCUUUGUCGCUCAUCACCAAGUUCUACGGCUGCUUCAAGAUCACCAUGUACGACAAGCGGUUUUACUUCAUUGUCAUGGAAAACAUCUUUGACGUCAUGGAGGAAGGCGUGCAAAUUCACCACCGGUUCGAUAUCAAAGGUUCAUGGGUGAACCGGAGUUACAAGCGCCCGCGUCGAGGAGCGAAGGUCAAAUGCCGGCAUUGUUCGAUGAUGUUUCGGUACGGCGCGAAGAAAGGCUUGUUGCAGUGCCCCAAUGUCGUUGGACUUCAUGAGCCGAAUGUUGUAUUGAAAGACAACGAUCUGCGGACUCGGAUGCGCAUCGGUGUGGACGAAGGCGUCAAAUUGUACGAGCAAUUGCGCGAUGACUCCAUCUUCUUGUGCGAUCUCGGCAUUAUGGACUACAGCCUCCUGCUCGGUGUGAUGGAUAUCGAGUUUGUCGUAGACCAACCUUCUCGACCUCUUGCAAGCUCGCUGUUGAGCGACCGCAGUGCUGCCAGUAAAGGCACGACUAAUGCGGAGACGAAUGUAGAGAGGGACUCGUACAUUUCGAGCGGAACGAACGACAGUUUUGUAUCGGUGUUAUCUUCAAGUUGGUCCACUGCGUCUCAAAAUGCAGCUGUACUAUCGUCAAGGGACAAGGACGUUGUCGACGAAACGACGCCAACUGUCUCGGACAAGCUCCCUCUGCGUGUUGCACCAAGCGUGCACUCGAUAUGGCAGCAGCCUGCAGACCGUUUGAACCCGUCGCGACCUUCACCUUCAGCAGGUGGUGGGGAACCUCGACCGAAGCGCUCAAUGCGGAAAAGCCAGCGCGUGUUUGGCCCUGGGUACUACUACGUCGGAGUCAUUGACAUUCUCCAGACGUGGACGCUGCAGAAGCAGCUCGAGCGGUUUUUCAAGGUGACGAUCCAGCAGAAGGAUGGCGAAGGCUUGUCAGCCAUUGACCCGGUGCAGUACCAGCAGCGGUUCGAGUCCAAAUUGCGCGAGAUCAUUGCUGUACCAAAAGAGUAUUAUCACCAGCAGCACCAGCAGCAGCAGCAGCAGAUGCGGCCCAAGCAGUCCAAGCGAAUGACCAUGUUCAAGUCGGUGCAGCGUCUCAGUCCGGUCCUGCAGGCUGCUGCUGCUUUCGAGAGUGCCGCAGCAGCUCAAGAAGCCAGGCGACAGCUGGUUCGUGAUCGAGGAGACUCGACCAAUACGCAGACGUCGGGAUCGAGCUCCAAUGACUUGGAGCAAACGGGCCGGAACCCCGAGCCGAUCUUGCUGCAAUUCAAUCAGCGGCUGCUCUCGAUGUCGUCGUCACGCAGCCAAUUGGACUUGGCAGACGGGGCAGUCUGA